Molecule: messenger RNA, 479 nt
Organism: Clarias gariepinus (North African catfish)
Lineage: Eukaryota; Metazoa; Chordata; Actinopteri; Siluriformes; Clariidae
Product: histone H2A-like
Exons: 1
Coding region: 35-421 (128 amino acids)
Cellular component (GO): nucleosome
Molecular function (GO): structural constituent of chromatin; DNA binding; protein heterodimerization activity
Source: RefSeq, a predicted model, not a curated record
ACGGUUCUCUUUGAACACGUUAACGUAGUGAAUCAUGUCUGGAAGAGGCAAAACCGGCGGAAAAACCCGUGCCAAGGCCAAGACUCGCUCAUCCAGAGCCGGACUGCAGUUCCCCGUUGGCCGAGUCCACAGGCUCCUCCGUAAAGGAAACUACGCUGAGCGCGUUGGUGCCGGCGCUCCGGUCUACUUGGCCGCUGUGCUGGAGUAUCUGACUGCUGAGAUUCUGGAGUUGGCUGGUAACGCCGCCCGCGACAACAAGAAGACCCGUAUCAUUCCCCGGCACCUGCAGCUUGCCGUGCGUAACGAUGAGGAGCUGAACAAACUGCUCGGCGGAGUGACCAUCGCUCAGGGUGGUGUGCUGCCCAACAUCCAGGCUGUGCUUCUGCCUAAGAAGACCGAGAAGCCGGCCAAGACCAAGUAAUUUCAUCCACUGCUGCGUUUCAGUAUCCAAAGGCUCUUUUAAGAGCCACCCAAUUUUC